AUGUGGCGCAAGUCCAACACGAUCUUCGUCCUCGCCUCGUCGCCGCGACAAACGCCGGACAAGAGUCUCGAAAAAGCUCGAGGCGAGACUUAUUACUGGACGAUGCCGGCCGCAGGCCUGCAGGAGAUUGAGAACGUCGAUCUCUUGCGGCGACACGUCCAGCUUACCGGCUGCACCUACGUCACGACGAAGCCGUUCCAUCUGCAUCGCUAUACCCCGUCGGACACCUGUACCGCCGGACAUGCUUUCGAAGCGAAGGACGCCUACGUCCGCAUGACCGCCUCCAAGCAGUGGCUCGAUCCGAAGGCCGUCCUUUCAGCCCAGGAAGCGACUACGCUCCCGGACGAGGAGGAGGGGAAACCGGAAGCCGCCGUGUCCAUCUCUAUUGGCGGCGACAGCUUCGACGUCUCGCCCGGUCCGGACUGGAAGCCGCAGGAGCUCUUCGAGCUGCUGGGUCCAAGUUUCCGGUUGGCGUUCGAUCGCACGCUCAGGAAAGGCGACGACCCCGAAGCCUCCUUGCGCAACUUCCUCAAACUCGCCCUCGUCAAUAGCAAGAAGUCUCUCGAGAAGAUUGUCACAAUCCUGCAAGGAGCGCGGCUCGACUUGCGGGAACACCCGACCGGGUACCAUCAGAUCGCGUACGAGCUGCCGUAUGGGCCGCAGCCGAGCGCCGGGGAUCCCUCAAUCGAACGAGUCAUUCCGACUCGCUUUCUGCUGGCUGUCGUGCGGGAGCGAGUCCAGGAACUCCAGGGUGCGAUGCCUGAGGCGGUCAUUCUCAAGAUGCUUUCCCUCCCGCACGCCCGCGGACUGCUCUACGAUACUCCCGGCAUCCACUGCGUCGAAACGCUCGAGUCGCCCCUCAGGGUCUGCGCGGCCCCUUCCGCGGUCGAAUCCGACCUCCCGGCCUGGGUUGAGCCCGCCGCUUCGACCGCGACCGCUACCACUACCUCGACGAGCGGCGAAACUCUGCCGAGUGGUCUCUCGCCUGCCCUCCAGACCAAACUCACGGAACGCGUGACGUUGCAAAGCAUCUCUGACCGAGCGACGCAGGUGUGCAGUACCUCUUGGGGUCAAGCGAACGGCGCCGUCCUGCGGAACGAAGCGACGGGCAAGGACGUCCCCUUCGUCCGCCUGCGCAUCCACCCUUACAACCACCUCGUCCUGGUUCGAGACGUCUACGUCGAGGUCUUUGAGUGGAUUAAGGCGGGCAUGGACAAGCUGCGCGGCAAGUUUGACCCCGACCCGAUCUACCUCGUCCUCUGCGGCCAGACUGGAAUCGGCAAGUCCUCGGCGCUCCCGUAUCUCAUGGCAACCUCGUGGGAGCAGCGCUAA
Rhodotorula toruloides NP11 is the source of this 1332-nucleotide messenger RNA. RefSeq lists its product as uncharacterized. The transcript has 3 exons. The record is from RefSeq and is a predicted model, not a curated record. Bases 1 to 1332 code for a protein of 443 amino acids. NCBI's taxonomy places the organism in Eukaryota, Fungi, Basidiomycota, Microbotryomycetes, Sporidiobolales, Sporidiobolaceae.